Messenger RNA from Oryzias melastigma (Indian medaka), 3868 nucleotides. It is a transcript of the gene dis3l, whose product is annotated as DIS3 like exosome 3'-5' exoribonuclease. The coding region runs from base 91 to 3237 and encodes 1048 amino acids. Gene Ontology annotation, biological process: rRNA catabolic process. Lineage: Eukaryota; Metazoa; Chordata; Actinopteri; Beloniformes; Adrianichthyidae. The record is from RefSeq and is a predicted model, not a curated record. Gene Ontology annotation, molecular function: 3'-5'-RNA exonuclease activity; RNA binding. The transcript is spliced from 18 exons. Gene Ontology annotation, cellular component: cytoplasmic exosome (RNase complex).
GGCGGGUCUACGUCUCGUGUUGUUGUUUUCCUCUUCCUGUCCGUCAGAUAAUCUCUGGCUAAACGGAGCUGCUCUCGGCAGAGUCUCGGGAUGAUAAAGACAGAGAAGACUCUUCAUCUGAGGAGGUUCCGGGGCAGGAAGGUUCGGGUGGUUCGGGAGCAUUAUCUCAGAGAGCAGGUCCCCUGCUUUAGCUCCCUGUGUCAGGCGGACUGUGCUAACGGGAUAAAAGUCCUGCCUGGAGAUCUGACCCACUAUGUGGUGCCUGACGCAGACGUGGUGGUCAACUACCUGGAGAUCCUGGAGCUCAGGGAGCUGCAGGGGAUCAUCUUCACCCAGACCGCCUGCCAGGCGCUGCACAGCAAAGGCCGGAGGUACUAUAACCGCCUGAGGAAUCUGGUCAAAGACCCUCGAUAUCACUGCGUGCAGUUUGCCAAUGAAUUUCAACAGUAUUCCUACUGUCCCAGAGAGAAGGGGGAGAGCCAGGAGAAGUGGCAGACCAGGUGUGUGUAUUCUGCCGCGGUGUGGUACUACAACCACCUGGCAGGUAUGAUGAACGUGGUGAUGAUCACAGAGGAUGAGGAGGCUGUUGCUCAGUACAGCAGCCUCCACUCAGGAGUUUAUGUCAUCAGUGUCCAGGAUUAUUUGCAGAACUUCUGGCCGGAUCUGCAGGCAGCUCAGGAGCUCUACACCUCCAUUUCUCAGGCGCUGGAGGAGAAGGAGGCGGAGGACUCGCAGAGAGAGUUCCCUGAACAUCUUCCUGCUGAAGUCAUGGAGGCCGGGAUCAAGUCUGGGCGCUACAUCCAGGGAACUCUGAGCGUGAACAAACACCGAGCGCUGAACGAGGCUUUGGUUCUGACGGAGGGCUCCUGCAGCCAGUCCAUGGACCUGAGCUCGGGGGUGUUGGUGCACGGCGGCAAGAACCGCAACAGAGCCGUGCACGGGGAUGUGGUGGUGGUGGAGCUGCUGCCCAAGAGUGAGUGGAAGGGGAGAGUGACGGCUCUGACAGAGGGACAGGGCGACGACAGGAGUGCAGACGACGGCCAGGAAAACCCCAUGCCAACAGGACGGGUGGUGGGGGUCCUGCAGAGGAACUGGCGGGAUUACGUGGUGACGUUCCCCAGCAGAGACGCCACUCAGUCGCAGAGCAGGAACUGCCAGCGAGUCCUCACCAUUCCCUGGGAUCGGCGGAUCCCCAAGAUCCGCAUCAGCACCCAGCAGGCGGACACUCUGCAGGACCACAGAGUGGUGGUUCGCUUGGAUUCCUGGGAGAGCACGUCGCUCUACCCCAACGGUCACAGCGUGAAGGUUCUGGGUCGGGCGGGGGAGCUGGAGACGGAGGUCCAGACCAUCCUGGUGGAGAACUGCAUCCAUGUGCCGGCCUUCUCUGAAGCUCAGAUGAAAGAGAUGCCCCUCAGCUCUCCUGAGAGGCCAUGGAGGGUGGACCCCGCCGAGGCGGCGAAGAGGCGGGACCUCAGAGACUCUCACCUGGUGUUCAGCAUCGACCCUGUGGGCUGUGAGGACGUGGACGACACGCUGUCGGUGCGCAGCCUCGCCGACGGGACGCUGUUGGAACUGGGGGUGCACAUCGCUGACGUCACCCACUUCGUCGCUGAGGGCUCGCUCACGGAUUUGGAGGCCCGCACCCGAGCCACCACCUACUACCUGGCAGACCGGCGGUACGACAUGCUGCCGGCCGUUCUCAGUGCAGACCUGUGCUCACUGCUGGGGGGAGUCGACAGGUAUGCGAUGAGCGUCUUGUGGGAGUUGGAUGCUGAGAGCCUGGCCGUCAGAAGGGUGUGGUACGGCCGCACCGUGAUUCGCUCCUCCUACCAACUCCACUACGAGCUGGCCCAGGCGCUGCUGAACGGAGAGGAGGUCCGGGUGCCGGAGCUGGAGCAGUUCUGCCCCGAGGAGAAGGACCUGAAGCUGGCCCAGCUCAUCCAGGCGCUGGAGAUGUUGACGCGGGUCGCCAGGCACCUGAGGCUGCAGCGGGACAGAGGGGGAGCUCUGGAGCUGGAGGGGGUGGAGGUUCGAGCCCAGUUGGACAAAGACAAGAACAUCACGGCGCUGGUUCCCCGCCAGCCCCUGGAGGUCCACGAGACGGUGGCCGAGUGCAUGAUUUACGCUAACCACUGGGUGGCGCGGAAAAUUCAGGAGUCCUUCCCGAAUCGUGCCCUGCUGAGACGUCAUCCGCCGCCGCGGCAGGAGCUGUUCAACCAGCUGGUGGACACGGCCAAGGUGAUGGGGUUCAGCAUCGACACCAGGACCAACAAGGCGUUAGCCGACUCUCUGGACCGAGCCGCGGACCCGCAGGACCCCAUGGUGAACAGGCUGCUCAGAAUGAUGGCCACCCGGGCUAUGUCACAGGCUCUGUACUUCUCCACCGGUUCCCAGCCGCAGGACCAGUUUUACCAUUACGGUCUGGCUUUGGACCGCUACACGCACUUCACCUCGCCCAUCCGUCGGUACGCAGACAUCGUGGUCCAUCGCCUUUUAACCGCAGCCCUGGAGCUGGAGCAGGGGGCGGAGCCUGCUGGAAUCCUGGCCACCAACAGAGAGCUGGAGGAACUGGCCCAGCACAUCAACAACAAGAACUGGACGGCCCAGAGAGCCCAGAGCGCGUCCACCGGCCUCUUCCAGUGCCUCUUCUUCAGGGACAGAGACCCACAGACGGACCUGCGGUGUUUGGCCGACGCCAUCGUCUACUCCAUCCGAGAUAACGGCGUGUUGGUGUUUGUCAGCGAGUAUGGCAUUAAAGGUCCUGUGUACCUGAAGAACAAAGAGGGCCAGGUGGUGUCAGCAGAACCAGACGGCAGCUGUAAGUGGCAGAGCGGCAAAGUGCGGCGAUACCCCAGCUACAUCACCACCACCUCGGGCGGAUGCACCUCCACCUUCAGGCUGAUGAGCCACAUCACUGUCCGUAUCUCAGUCCACUCCUCAAACUGCCACUCUGACGCUCUGGUUCUAGAGGUCGUCAGCAACCAGCCCCACCGCGGCUCGGAGCCCCAGCGGCCGGCCUCACAGGGCCACAGGCAGCUGGUCCAGGAGGUGGUGCGGCUGGCUGAGAGCGCCCAGCAGCAGGCGGCCCACGCGCCCAAGCUGUCCCGUGAGGAGCGAGACUUCCUGCAGAGCAAGACUCCAAACCUGUACUCCAUCCUGGAGGAGAUCCGCGAGCUGGCCCUGAUGGACCCGGAAGCGGUGCCAAGGCUCACUGACCCUGUAAAGACGGGCCAGUGAAGGUUCUUUUAGGAUGAAGAGACAUCCGGAUGUAAAAACACAAGAAGAUAAUAAAACAUGUAAGAAAGAAUUGGAUUCCAGAUAAUAUUUAAGGUCAGACUUUUUCUAAAAAUCUUUUUGGACCUUCUGAAGUUCUGGAUCCAUGUUGUGAAGACUUGAUUUGUCUUUGUUUCAGAACUCAUCUGCCUGAACAUUUUGAUUUUAAAACACUCCCAGUAGUGUUUUACUAUUAUGAAAUUUUUCACCAAAAUCCCACAACUUAAAUGUCUAAAAAAGCCGUUUUUCACGUUGAUCUGAAGCCUCUGUUGCCGAAAUCUCCUCUGAGGGGGCGUGGCUUUUUGUCCCCCCCGUCUGAUGAUAGUUCUGUGUCUCACCUGCGUAAAUCUGAAAACCCACAGAGACAACCCAGCCGGGAUUCAAACCAGCGGCUUCUCACGGGCCGGUGAGAGUGCUGACCACUCCACACAUAGGCCAGCUCCACUACCGCAUCCAAACUCAGAGGGCUCCGUGUGAUGGAAACACCCCAAACCCAGACAGAGUCUGGAUUAUCGGUCCAGUCCAGUGAAGCGGAAAAACAAAAAAACUGAAAACCAAACCUCUGGAAGCUCAAUAAAGCUUUUUUGUUUAAAGA